AGUUGAAUAAGGCCAUUAAAGUUUGAUAAAUUUGUGAUAACUGAAAUUGUUAUUUUUGUGUUUAGUUUUAUUUUCUGUUGCUUAGAAAGCUUUAUGCAGCCUUCAGUAAAUAGGACCAAACUAAAAUGGCACUCAAAAUCACCCUCGCCCUAUUCACUAUUAUUGCAGUAUUAGUCAACUUCGGACAUGUCAGAUGCAACCCUGCAAUUGCCACCGGAUAUGAUCCCAUGGAAAUCUGCAUAGAGAAUUGCGCACAAUGCAAGAAGAUGCUUGGAGCUUGGUUUGACGGGCCCCUAUGCGCAGAAUCAUGCAUCAAGUUUAAAGGAAAAUUGAUUCCUGAAUGUGAGAAUUUCGCGUCCAUCUCUCCUUUCCUUAAUAAACUUUAAGCAGAACAACACUGAACGACAACUUCUUAAAAUGACUAUAUGACGCCUGUUCAAUUCGGUCUACUCUUUGAAAAAAAUCCAUUCGAUCGACAUUGGUUUGUGCCAUUUCGUACUUUUUUCCUACUCUUGUGUCACUGACAACAUAAUAAUUUUAUAUUUCGUAGCUAAGUCCUCCAUGAACUGUAGUGCUUGACAUUAUAAAUAUAUUCGAUUUUCUCUUAAUUGAAUUGGAUCGAACUCGUUAUUGGAAUUCGACUCAAGAGUAGAUCUGAAUAUUGACCAAAUCCAUUUAUACUUGAGAUAACAAUUUUAAAAUUAGUAUGUGCAUUUGUAGUUUAUUGUAACGCUAUUUAUACAUGUAUUUGCAUAUUGUACCGAACUUAUUUAGUACUUAAAUAGCAUUUACAUAAAUGUUAGCCAUACUUAUUGUGUCAAACAUGAUGUGAUAAAAUGAAAUUUCUUUUGUGUUAAAACUUGCGCAUAUAUUUGUACAAGAAGUUUGCUCGAUGCAUUACGAAAUCUCCAACGAUACCAUACCAAAGCGUAAGAUACUCUUAGUACUUAACACGUAGCCCAGUAUUGUUUAUACUUUUUUACAUAUUUAUAG
Molecule: messenger RNA, 993 nt
Organism: Achroia grisella
Lineage: Eukaryota; Metazoa; Arthropoda; Insecta; Lepidoptera; Pyralidae
Gene: EH
Product: eclosion hormone
Exons: 3
Coding region: 126-386 (86 amino acids)
Biological process (GO): neuropeptide signaling pathway; ecdysis, chitin-based cuticle
Molecular function (GO): ecdysis-triggering hormone activity
Source: RefSeq, a predicted model, not a curated record